Anneissia japonica is the source of this 3564-nucleotide messenger RNA. RefSeq lists its product as uncharacterized. The transcript is spliced from 2 exons. The record is from RefSeq and is a predicted model, not a curated record. The coding region runs from base 132 to 3071 and encodes 979 amino acids. NCBI's taxonomy places the organism in Eukaryota, Metazoa, Echinodermata, Crinoidea, Comatulida, Comatulidae.
UGUCAAUUUCUAUUUUCUCAGUAGGUAAGAGAGAACCAUCAACAUCAAAAAGGCCAAAGUUAGACAAAGAAACAAUUAUCAGAGACUUCUUGAAAACAAGUCAGAAAAAGUUGUAUCAGGAUGAGAAUCGAAUGACACCAGCAAUCUGGCAUAAGCAUCAUGAAGUAGAUAUUGCAGAAGUAUUCACUGAACUUGUCUUACUGAAAUCCACAAGAAAAUACAAAAAGGCAAAAGCUAUAUCAACACGGACAAUAAAGGAAGGUGAAGUGACCUCAUUAACAGAGAUAGUGGAUGUUAUUAAUUCAACAGAUUCAUGCAAGGUAUUAAUAACAGGAAAAGGAGGGAUGGGCAAAACUACCCUCCUGAGAUAUAUUGUUCAUAAAUGGGCUACCAAUACUGAUUUACAUAAUUACUUCGCUGAUAAAUUGCUGUUUAUGAUAAAUAUCAAGGACGUUAAAGCAAGUGCAAGUUUCUUUGACAAAAUUAUGGAGCAAAUCGAUACAAAAGAAUUAAUUCAUACAAAUGAUUUAUUAUGUGGAUCUGUUGAAAAAUUUCUGUUUACCCAUGCCAAUAAAAUAGUGAUUUUGUUAGAUGGAUAUGAUGAGUUAGAAAAAGAUGCUAAUGACCCAAUAAACCUUUUUAAAGGACUUCAGUUGCAACAAAGCACUGUAGUGAUAACUUCACGACCGGAAAACAUAGCUCAUAUGGUUAGAAGCUGUGAUGUACAUAUUGAAGUGAAGGGAUUCAGUCCAAAAAGCAUUAAGAACUAUAUUUAUAGUCAUUUUCAUGUAAUCAAUAAAAAUGAAGUAGGUAAAUUACUAAUUAAAGAGUUCAGACUUGAUUCAAGUAAUGUACUCGUUUGGGGCUGUAAUCACCGAGAUGCAUUUGCAUUGUGUUCAUCUCCACUGUUACUGCUUAAGAUAUGUACUAUAUGGGAACAAAACAAACGCCUUCCUAAUGAUUUGUCAGGUCUUUUUAAAGCACUGUUUUGUUGCAUUAUCAGUCAAUAUAUAAGAAAGAAUGAAAAAAAUAAGACUGCUAUUUCCCAGUUAGAUGAAAUCCCAAAGCAGUAUAAAGAUUCCAUUCUAUUAUUAGGAGAGUGCAUGUAUGAAGGCCUAAAGAAUAAUAAUAAAUUGAUUGUUUACAAAUCUGUUUUGUCAAGAAUGACGAAGAAUGAAAAAUUAAUAGAAUUAGUGCUAAAACUUGGAUUUGUUUAUGAAGAUACCCCUGUUGAUCAAAGUGAUGUAAAAGAGAGGUGUACACCUCCCCACAAAUUAAUUCCGGAGGCAUUAUCAGGCUUUUACCUGUCUGAGCAAAUUCAGAAUGAGAGAUUGAUAGCAGAUGAUUAUGAGGCGAUAAGAUCUAAUAAAUAUUUACAUAUGACAAGAGUAUUUACAAUAGGGUUUCUAGGUACUGAUGCAGGUAAAUUUCUGGAACAUUGUUUGACCAUCAAAGAUUUUUACUCAAUAGAACAAUGUUUAAGAUUUGUAAAAGAAGAUCAUAAGGACCAUGUACUACAGACAUUAGAUAAACAGAUGUCCAAUGAAAUGAAAGAGUGCUGUGAACAAAUGUGUGAGUCAUUUAGAAGUGUUCUUAAUGAUGAUGAAACUGUAAACAAAAGUGUGCAUUUAUUCAAACUUAUGAGAAGAUGUUGCGAUAAAUACAAAAAUUCUCCUGAUAAACUUGAAAAGAAAGCAAUAUCAUUAGUAGAUACAUACAGUGAUAAGUCCUUGGUCUGCAGAAGAAUUGUACAUAUCUUAGUUCUUUUGCAAGCAAUAAAAAUUGAGCUCUCAUUUAAAGGAACAGUUUAUUUACCGCCUUUGUUCACACUUGAUAGUCGUAAAACAGGGUGGAUACUUCCUUAUAUUUCGAGGUUUGAGAAUGAGCAAAUAAGAAUCCUUUCAGCAGAGAUGGAUAAAUUAAAUUUGAAAUAUAAGUAUACUUCUGUCAAUUUAGACAUUAAAUCUAAUUCAUCAUUUUUUAUUCAUUUUCUAAAAUAUGCAAACACCCUAUCUAAAUUGUGUGUACAACAGCUUACAGCCAAUAAUCUAGAAAAUCUGGUCAAUUUGCUAGAUGAAAAUAUGACAUUACAUUGGAAAGAUGUGGAUUUUAGUGGCAAUAACCUAUCUACAAUCAGUGGAAGAACAUUGGCUAAGCUUUUAAAGAUCUCUCCAGACCUAAUCCAUAUUGACAUGAGUCAUUGCAGCUUAUCAGGCAGUGUUGUUAAUGAAAUGAUGGAAGAAUGUGAUAGGAUGAAUGUAGUAUUAAAAGACAACAUACUAAUACUGAAGGGCAAUCAUGACUUUUCAGAUAUUGAUGGAAAAUCACUUGCUGAGUUAGUUAGGGUACUUGAUCAGACUAAUUUUAAAUGGAGUUAUUAUUCACUUACGGCUGAUAACCUACAAAAACUGGUUGAAUCAAUAGGUCUCAACAGGAAUUUUACUGUGCAUAAUGUAAAUUUGAGUAAUAUUAACCUAUCUUCAAUCAGUGGUAAGGCAUUAGCUUGCUUUGUUAAGAUCUUUCCAUACCUGUACAGACUAGACUUAAGUCAAUGCAAUUUAUCAGGCAGUAUUGUUAAUGAAAUGGUGGAGGAAUGUGGUAGGAUGAAUGUAGUGUUGAAAGACAACAUGCUUAAUCUGAAGGGCAAUGACCUUUCAGAUAUUGAUGGUAAAUCACUUGCAGAGAUAGUCAGGGUAGUCAAUCUGAAAUGGAGUGAUUAUUCACUUACACCUGGUAACCUACAAAAACUGGUUGAAUCAAUAGGUCUCAACAGGAAUUUGACUUUGCGUAAUGUAGAUUUGAGUAAUAUUAACCUAUCUUCAAUCAGUGGUAAGACAUUAGCUUGCUUUGUUAAGAUCUGUCCAUGCCUGUACAGACUAGACUUAAGUCAAUGCAAUUUAUCAGUCAGUAUUGUAAAUGAAAUGAUGGAAGAAUGUGGUAGGAUGAAUGUAGUGUUGAAAGACAACAUGCUUAAUCUGGAGGGCAAUGACCUUUCAGAUGGUAAAUCACUUGCAGAGAUAGCCAGGGUACUCAAUCUGCUUAAAGUCAAACUGCUUAAUUGGAGUGAUUAAUAACUUACAUCUGUUCACCUACAAAAACUGGUUGAAUCAAUAGGUCUCAACAGGAAUUUGACUUUGCGUAAUGUAGAUUUGAGUAAUAUUAACCUAUCUUCAAUCAGUGGUAAGACAUUAGCUUGCUUUGUUAAGAUCUGUCCAUACCUGCGCAGACUAGACUUAAGUCAAUGCAAUUUAUCAGGCAGUAUUGUAAAUGAAAUGAUGGAAGAAUGUGGUAGGAUGAAUGUAGUGUUGAAAGACAACAUGCUUAAUCUGGAGGGCAAUGACCUUUCAGAUAUUGAUGGUAAAUCACUUGCAGAGAUAGUCAGGGUAGUCAAUCUGCUUCUUAUUUUUAUACCUCCUUGCUUAAAUGGAGUGAUUAUUCACUUACAGCUGAUAACCUACAAAAACUGGUUGAAUCAAUAGGUCUCAACAGGAAUUUGACUUUGCGUAAUGUAGAUUUGAGUAAUAUUAACCUAUCUUCAAUCAGUGGUAAGGCAUUAGCUUGCUU